AUGUCUACAGGUAGAGAUACUCGCCUGCAAAAGAACUCCUUGGAGCACUAUUCAGACAACAGAACUGCUUUUCAGAUAAUGAAAGCUGGUUUCCUCAUGGCUGAUAAACAGUAUUCUUACUUGUUGAGUAAAACACCUUGUUGCUGCUGCAGUGUGCUUAAAGUAAAUUUGACUGGGCCAGAUGUAACUGCAGUUUUUAACUUCUCCACUGAGAAGAUACUGAUACACCACUCUCAAAAGAAUACAAACAGAGCAAUGAAAUCGAACCUUAAUCACUCUUUCAAAAUGAAAUGCGAUUUCAAUCAAACGGCUCUUCAUGGUGGGUUCACACCUGUAAAAUCUGCAGAGAAAACAAAACCAGAGGAACCCUGUCCUUUGAAAUCUGGGGAAAAGCUUUACAGAAGCUGUGAUGAAGAGCAUCAGAAAAUACUGAGUGAACUGUACCAUGCAGCCUCCAGAAAUCUAGAUCCUGAAGAUGAAGGAAAGCCUGUACAUAACAAAGAAAACAAACACGUAACCCAAAGAUUUGAUGAAGGGGUCUAUGAAAUGGAGGCACUGGAAAAUAGUAAACUUAAUGAGGACAGUGGUUAUUCCUCUAUGUUAAGUAGCCAAUACAGUGAUGCAACAGAACAAGAGGACAGCCUGCCCUUGUCUGGAAAUCUCUGUAGCACACCACAGCACUGCCUGGAGAAGAAUGAGUUCCAAGUACAGUUGUCCAAGAAGACUUUGUUACCUGUAAGCCAUUAUGAAGAAAUGAUUUGCUCAACUUUGAAAAAAAGUGGUAAAAGAAAUCUCAAAUCUUGGACUGAUUUUGACAGAAUUGUUUUCAGGGAACAUUUUGAACUUCGUAAUUUAAUUGGAAAGAAAAUGGGAUUAGAUAGAAUAGACGUUCUUGCUGAACUCUUCCAAAAGAACCUGAAGCAUAUAUUAGCAAGCAUCUUAAGACAUCUUGGUGAGAUGGACUUAAUAAAUUUUGCCAAAGUCAGCGCAACAUGGAAGAAGAUUUUGCAAGAAGAUAAAUGGGGUUUCCAAAUGUAUAGUAAAGCUUUGGAUAACCUUUCUAGUGGCACUAAGACGUCAGAACAUGCUGCAACAAGGGAGUACGUUCUCUACCGAGCGGCUUUAGCUUCAGUUCAGAAAGCAACCCCACCAAACAGCCUGAGUAAAAAAGGCAACAGGUCCAAAGCGUCUAAAAAUUACAGCAGGCUCAUGGAGUUCUCUGAGGCAGCCAAGACCUUGAAAAACACUGAAAGCUUCAAAGUCUGCAAUCGCUGUGGCUCACCUGCAAAGUACGACUCCUAUCUGCAAAGAGCAAUGUGCAAUCGUGAAAGUUGUGGCUUUGACUUCUGUACAAAAUGCAUGUGCAGCUACCACAGCUCCAGUGACUGUAUGACUGGCAAACCAGUGAAAUCAAGCUUUAAGCUGGGAACCCUCCCUGGGACUAAGAAAAGCAAGCAGAAUCUGCGUCGAUUGUGAUCCAUCCUGACAUAUAUAUUGUCAGAUGUGCCACAAAGGGUUUUUAGGACAUUAAUCCUUCCAUGAAGAAAACCAAACCAAAACAUGCUUUCUGCUAUUGUGCUAUUUGUUAAAAAAAAAAAAAAAAAAGGUUAAUUUUAUGAUUCCCUUGUGCUAUUUGGUCAUUUCUGCAUUCCUAGGAGUUUUCAGAAAUAACUAUUUUGAAGUGUCUUAAUUUCAAAUUUAAAAGAAAACUCUGGAUGUGGGUUCUAAUAACAUUUUAAAUAUUGUCCCUGAUGACUUCUGUCCUCAGUGUUUGAAGACUUCCAAACUUCCUCACCAAAGUACUGAAUUUAAAAAAAAUGGUUUUGGCAAGUUAUCUUCCUAGCCCAGUAUGAGCCAUUCUUGAAUUGUUAACAGGAGGAAGCCUAAACUGUGUUUUAUUUAAAUACUUACUCUUGUUCUUCCAGAUUUUUAACAACACUUCUAGUGAAAAUGUCAGAUGAGGUGAGUGAAGUCUCUUUUAAAAUAAAAUUGUGUAGGACUCGAAAUUUUAUUAGUUUUUCAAGGUUUUCCCUGAGUUUUAAACUGUGAAUGUUAAUAAUACCAUAUUCUUUGAUGGCUUGCAUUACUUGAAUCUUAAGUUUUCUUUUCCUUCCUUCAUUCAGGAUCUACAGAUGUUUUGUUAGAAAUGUGGUGAAACACUUUAUUAUCUUUUUUUAUUUUUGAAAAAAAAAAAAAAAAAAGGGAAGUACUGUGUCUUGGCAAUACUGCUAAAAAAAUACUGCCAGUUUAUUUCAAAAUA
Messenger RNA from Lagopus leucura (white-tailed ptarmigan), 2260 nucleotides. RefSeq names its product F-box protein 5 (gene FBXO5). Lineage: Eukaryota; Metazoa; Chordata; Aves; Galliformes; Phasianidae. The coding region runs from base 1 to 1476 and encodes 491 amino acids. Gene Ontology annotation, molecular function: protein binding. The record is from RefSeq and is a predicted model, not a curated record. Gene Ontology annotation, cellular component: nucleus. The transcript is spliced from 5 exons. Gene Ontology annotation, biological process: regulation of mitotic nuclear division; negative regulation of meiotic nuclear division.